Messenger RNA from Pantherophis guttatus, 6551 nucleotides. Lineage: Eukaryota; Metazoa; Chordata; Lepidosauria; Squamata; Colubridae. The record is from RefSeq and is a predicted model, not a curated record.
CGGAGGCGAGGGAGGAGAGGCAGUCCGGUUGCAGAAGGCUCUUUUUUUUUUUUUUUCUCUCCCCCUUUUGGGCUCGGCGUCCCGUUUAUUCGUCCGGAAAUGUAUAGCUGGGGAAGCCGUUCUCCUCUGACCGGAAUCCCGGCUGCCUUUUUUUCUUCCUUGGGAUCUUUUCUCCCCCGCCACCUCCUUCCCUUCCACUUGCUUCGGGUGUUCUUUUGGUAAAAAAAAAAAAAAGAAAAAAAAGCCGCCUCUGCGUGGACCCAAGUGUGUGUGUGUGUGAGUGUGUGUCUUUUACACGCGGCCACGCACAGGUGCGCCGACCUGCCCUGCUCCCUCGCAAAGCCACUUUUAAUUUUUCUUCCUGCCCGACUUGGAAACCCCUGGAUUCGUUCGGCUUGCCAAGUUUUUUUUUUUUUGCAGCGAGACGCGCCUUCUGCAAUUUUCUAUCUCCCGCUCCUUUUUUAAAAUUUAUUAUUAUUAUUGUUAUUAUUUUUUAAAGGGUGUGCAUGUGUGUGCAUGGCGGGGUGGGUGGAAGAGGUGUGCUGUAUUGAUCCCCGCAGCCGUUUUUGUAGGCAGAGACACAGAUUUCGAUUUUCCUUCUCCUCCUCUCCCCCCCGCUCUCAAAUUCCCUCUCCCUCCUUCCCUUUCAAGACACUAGAAAUCCUGCAGGGACCUACUGGAUUCUAAGGGAUCAACCUUCCGCGGUCUUCUGGCGAAUCGCUUUUCUAACAAGGGGUGCUGAAGAUACAUACGGGUUUGCUUUAAAAGAAAAAAGAAAAGAAGCAAACACCUCCCCCAAAUAGUUGAAAGAUCUCCGGCUUCCUUCGUUUCCAAAUAUUACAGAUCAGAUUCUAAGGAAGAGUAAUUGGUCAAGCGAGCACUAUGCAUCCAGGAGAGAGAGAGCGAAGGAGAAAGAGAGAGCGAGAUUAAACUACCCACACACAGAGAGAAAAUUCUUCUGACGCGGCGUGUGGUGCGAAAAUCACCCCACUGGACCUCAAGCGAAGGAAGGGACUUCCAUUUAGAGGGCAAUUUCAGAUUCGAGGCAACAAAAAAAAAUCUAUUGGAUUUAGUCGGAUUAUCUGGGUGGCAUCCGAAAAGAAGUCGCGUUUGAUCCUUUUUUUUCCCUCUAGGGUCCUCCUUGCCUGAUGGUGGAUUUAAAUGGAGGUGGCGACGGCGGCGGCGGCGGCUUGGUUCAAGAAGCUCGAUGCCGAUGAAUUCCGGAUGGGAUAGUGGGGUUUUCGCCCCCUUUUUUUAAAAAAAAAAAAAUUCGCAGUCUUGGGAAGAGGACAAGAAGGGGGGCAGGAAUGAGAUGAAUCGCAACGAUUUGGAAGCGUCCAGGGGGAUAAAUUUUUAAGAACCCGCCUCGCGGCUGCAUCUUUCCUUUUUAAAAGGUGGAUAAAUAACGCUUUGGGAUCCGAUGAAUUCACGCUUUUGAGCGAUGGACUUUGCGUUAAAAAAGAAAAAAGGGGGAAAAAAAGGCAGCCUUUGUGAAUUGGCUAUAGACCUGAAGUUAACUGGAAUUGAUUUAUAAGUGAGGAAUCUGUAUUAAAUGGAUGCUCUCUUCAUCUUGCUACAGUGGAAAACUGAAUUGUCAAUUGAAUGUAGCCUGAUAAAUAGGACUCUGAAGAUGCUGUAUCAGCAAGAAUGAAAUCACUGGAAGAUACCAUACAAGGAAGCUUUUGGGUAUUCUCAGACUUAUUUGAUUUUUGAUUUUUCCUGUUUCUGUGGGAAGGGGAAGCCCUCCUUUCUGCCUUGCUGGAUACAAAUCACCUUGUUUUAACCAUAGAUGUACAACUCAUGUGGGACCAUGGCUUUUCCAAUAUCUGUAUGGCUGAACUGUGUGUGGAGGGCAACACAAGCUCGCUUGUUGCACAUGGGAUUGGAUGUCACGUUUACUUUUUGCGUACUUGGGUUCUUGAUUCACACAGCCGCCGUGUCAUCCCAAAAGUUGGAUGAUAUCGACCCCGUGGUGACCACCAAUUUUGGGAAGCUGAGGGGGAUGAAGAAGGAAUUGAACAAUGAAAUUUUGGGGCCAGUGAUCGAGUUUCUUGGAGUUCCUUACGCUGCCCCGCCUAUUGGAGAACACCGAUUUCAGCCGCCUGAACCACCUUCUCCUUGGCCAGACAUCAAAAAUGCAACGCAAUUUGCACCAGUAUGUCCUCAAAACAUCAUUGAGGGCAGAUUACCGGAAGUCAUGCUUCCUGUUUGGUUUACGAAUAACUUGGAUAUAGUUUCUACUUUCGUACAAGAUCAGAAUGAAGACUGCCUCUAUUUGAAUAUAUAUGUCCCAACUGAAGAUGUCAAAAGAAUAUCCAAGGAAUGUGCCAGAAAACCCGGCAAGAAAAUUUGUAGAAAAGGAGGUCCCCUAACAAAGAAACAGACAGAUGAUUUAGGUGCUAAUGAAGGUGCAGAAGACGAAGACAUUCGAGAUAGUGGGGGACCUAAACCAGUCAUGGUGUAUAUUCACGGAGGGUCUUACAUGGAAGGCACUGGAAAUUUAUAUGAUGGCAGUGUGCUCGCAAGUUAUGGCAACGUGAUCGUCAUCACUGUCAACUACCGACUUGGGGUACUUGGUUUCUUGAGCACUGGGGAUCAAGCAGCUAAAGGGAAUUAUGGCCUUCUUGAUCUCAUUCAGGCCUUGAGAUGGACUAGUGAAAAUAUUGGGUUCUUUGGGGGCGACCCGCUGAGAAUAACUGUUUUUGGAUCUGGCGCCGGUGGUUCAUGUGUCAAUCUCUUGACUUUAUCCCAUUAUUCUGAAGGUAACCGUUGGAGCAAUUCAACCAAAGGACUUUUCCAAAGAGCAAUAGCUCAAAGUGGAACAGCUCUUUCCAGCUGGGCAGUCAGUUUUCAGCCUGCCAAAUAUGCCAGGAUGUUGGCAACAAAAGUUGGUUGCAAUGUAUCGGACACCGUAGAAUUAGUAGAAUGUCUACAGAAGAAGCCGUAUAGAGAACUUGUCGAUCAGGAUAUUCAGCCGGCCCGAUACCACAUAGCCUUUGGUCCAGUUAUUGAUGGGGAUGUGAUACCAGAUGACCCUCAGAUACUGAUGGAACAAGGAGAAUUCCUCAAUUAUGACAUUAUGUUGGGUGUUAACCAAGGAGAAGGGCUCAAAUUUGUGGAAAACAUUGUUGACAGUGAAGACGGCAUAUCUGCUAGUGAUUUUGACUUUGCUGUCUCAAACUUUGUCGAUAACUUAUAUGGGUACCCGGAAGGCAAAGACAUCUUGAGAGAAACUAUUAAAUUUAUGUAUACGGAUUGGGCGGACAGACACAAUCCUGAAACAAGAAGAAAAACACUCUUGGCUUUAUUUACUGAUCACCAAUGGGUUGCACCAGCCGUGGCUACCGCUGAUCUUCAUUCAAACUUCGGCUCGCCUACAUAUUUUUAUGCCUUCUAUCACCAUUGCCAAACAGAUCAGGUUCCUGCAUGGGCAGAUGCUGCUCAUGGAGAUGAAGUUCCGUAUGUAUUAGGAAUUCCCAUGAUUGGUCCCACUGAAUUGUUUCCUUGUAAUUUUUCAAAAAAUGACAUCAUGCUAAGUGCGGUGGUGAUGACAUAUUGGACAAACUUUGCAAAGACUGGGGAUCCCAACCAACCAGUUCCACAAGAUACUAAGUUCAUUCACACAAAACCUAAUCGUUUUGAGGAGGUAGCAUGGACCAGAUACUCUCAAAAAGAUCAACUUUAUCUUCAUAUUGGAUUAAAACCACGCGUGAAGGAACAUUACAGAGCGAACAAGGUGAACCUGUGGUUGGAACUAGUACCUCACCUGCACAAUCUUAAUGACAUUUCACAGUAUACCUCUACAACAACUAAAGUGCCAUCAACUGAUAUUACUUUCAGGCCAACCCGGAAAAAUUUGGUACCUGUAACAUCAGCUUUUCCUACAGCCAAGCAAGAUGAUCCCAAACAACCACCGAGUCUAAUUUCAGGAGAUCAAAGAGACUAUUCCACGGAGUUGAGCGUCACCAUUGCUGUGGGGGCAUCCUUGCUGUUCUUGAACAUUUUAGCCUUUGCAGCAUUAUACUACAAAAAGGACAAGCGGAGACAUGAUGUCCAUCGGAGAUGUAGUCCUCAGCGUACAACUGCCAAUGAUCUCACCCACGCACAAGAAGAGGAAAUAAUGUCCCUCCAAAUGAAGCACAGUGACUUGGGUCAUGAAUGUGAAUCCAUUCAUCCACACGAGGUGGUUCUUCGGACCGCCUGCCCCCCAGACUACACACUAGCUAUGAGAAGGUCACCUGAUGAUAUUCCUUUAAUGACCCCCAACACGAUUACAAUGAUUCCAAACACUAUACCUGGGAUUCAACCCUUACACACAUUUAAUACAUUUACCGGUGGACAGAACAGCACUCUGCCACAUCCACAUCCUCAUUCACAUUCAACAACUAGGGUAUAGCCAAACUAGAGGAUAUGAACUUUUAUUUUUGGGGUGGAUUCCAGUGGGUUAUAAUUGCUGAAGACUUAACUUGGCUUUCAACCCUACAAGACUCUUAUUAUUUAAAUUUGGAGGAAUAUUAUGUGAAUAUACAUAUCGAGAACUCGAGGGAGUUGGGGAAAAAAUGAAUUGUACAUAUAUACAAAUGAACUUUAAAAAAAAAAAGAGAAAGCAUAACUUUAACAAUUGCUUGAAGCAAUUGUCUUGAAUGGUACUUUUUACAUUCACACUCUUAUUAAUUUUUUUGAGGGUUUAAGUUACAUGAUGGAAUUAGGCACGUGCAACACAGGAAUGGGAGAGAAACGACAACUGCAAUUUUUUUUAAAAAGUUCUAUAAAUAUGCACAAGGGACACAUUGAUGGAAUGUCAGAUCAUUUGCACCGGUUUUUAUUUGGAACUGUUUUCUUGUGUAGAUCAUAUUUAUACCUUUGAAUCAGUAUCCAAAGCAUCAGAGCUGUUCAAGGCCUUAGACACAGGCUCAUGUGCUGAGAUCUGCCAGUUUUUUGUUUUUGUUUUUUUAAAAAAGUAACCAUGUUCUGGAAAUCUGGCAGCUUCAACAUUAUCACACAAGUGCUGUCGGUAUAAACAUUGUGGGAAUAAAAGAACUGAAUAUUUUUUUUCGCACAACGUGCAUGAUAAUUUAUUAUGCUUGGUGGGUGUGCUGCUGAUUAAGCUGUCAUUAAAAUCUUCUCUCAUGUCAUUGGAGUGUCCAACAGAAACUUAUUUCCUUGAUUGGCUUAAUGGAAGGAAGGUUUGUUUUCUAGGGAAAAAAAAAGAAAAGAAAUUGUACGUAAACCCCUGCCUUCCAUUAAUGAAGGUCUCUGCAGUAGCUUCUAGAGAGACUUGAUGGUACAAGUCAGUUUUUCCCAACUUAAUGUCCUCCAGAUGUGUUGGGCUUAUUUUUGGUGGAAAAUUGACAGUGAAGUCCAAGCUAUCUGAUGGGCAACAUGUUGAGAAAAUCUCCUCUAAGGGUUCAGCAGUGAACUAAACAAUGUGAAACAUUAAUGCGACGGUAAAUAAGAAUAAUCUCUCCCUACUCCAUCACCACCAUACUAUUAAGUUACUAGGGCAUCUUUUGAUGAAGUAAGCCCCAUUUGGGUCUAGUUUCAUUACAAUCUCUUCCAUGUACAUCAGUAUUAGUUCAAUGAAAAGAACCACAUCAAAAGAACAAGGAAGGUUCCAAGAUUUAUUUGCUAGGAAUAUGUUGCCAGAGGUAAAAGUGACCUUCUCAAAAAUGAUCACAACAAAUACAACUUUUCUUGUAUUCAUAUGGCCAAUUAUAUUGCAUGAGGACAAAUUCACUUAACACGAUUUCCAAGUUACUCCCUUUUUUUGCUUUGUGUAUCGUCACUGAAUCACAGAGUAUACAAGGAAGAAGGUUCCUGUCCUUUAUUAGAUACUGCAAUUGGAAUAAUCAUGUGGAAUAAUCUGGAAAUGUUUAAUUCUGCAUCUUAUUUAAUAUUGUCUGGAUCUGAAAACAAAAGUAAGCUAAAAUGACAGGAUGAUUUUACCCCUUUGCCCUUACAGUUAUUUUUCAAUUUUUUUAUUUUUUAAAAAACAGUCUGUCGUGGUCAUUUAAAAAAAAAGAAGAAGUUUGUAUGUGUAAUCAUACAUUUAUAUAUUAAAAAAAGAGGAAAAAAUUAAGAUGGACUAAAGAGCACAGCCCUGGUGAUUAAAGUUUCUCUUUUCCUGUAUUAUAUUUCUAUUAGAGUACAGUUAUGUGAUUUUUAUUUUAUUUUGCAUUUUUUCAAAUGACUAGCAAUUUUGAUAGUUUGUAAGAUAACGCGCAGAACUUUCUCUGACAAACUAACUGCAGUAACAGAAAAUGUUUCUUUUCAGUUACUCUUUUUCAAGAUUGAAAGCUUAUUACACAUACAACAAAUUGUAUACAACUUGAUGGGGAAAAUUCUUUGUACUUCUGGGCCACUUACGCUGGCUCUACUGAGUGAAAAAAUAAAAAGCUAAUCUGAAUAAUGAACAUUAUAAUUAUUCCAAUGCUAAGAGAUCUGGUUAUCUGCUCAUUAAAGAGCCGAAGUGUUUAUUGCUGUUUUGUCAUUUUUUAAAAAAUGAAGUAAUGGUAACUGUCUCAGAAUAAAGAGUUAUUUCUUGAGAUCAA